CAAAUCAGCCAGUCCUGUAUUAAGUACUAAUGUAGUCAGUGCUGCCAAUGCUGACGAUGGUGCAACUAGGAAACAAGCUGAAGGGAUGAAAGACAUUUCUUCUUCAAAUUCUUUCACAUCUGAAACUGUCAAUGCGAAAGCUAAUCCUCACUUGUCCGACACUGAGAUCAAAUGUCUUCCUGGAGAAAUAAUAAGUGGGAUCCCAUUUGCAGUUGUUGCUCCAAGAUUUAAGUUUGAAUCGAGUAUAAGUGGAUAUGUCGUCACAGAUGUUUUACGUAGCAAUGAGAACCUCUUCCCUGAGCCCUCUGCUGUGGAUGGUUCAUCGCCAGGCAGUAUGAGAGAUGGCAGUAAUAUCUGUCGGCAGGGAGACUCCAGUUGUUUUAAGGUGACUGCUUCUUUGAUGAUUGUAGGUCAGGCUGGAAAGGCCCUUUUAGUAAGGUGUGCUUCUUCUCGAUAUCCAUUUGAGGGACCUGAUAUUUCAUUCAGUGAAAUGAGCUCGGGGCACAUGGAUUCAACUAAAGUGGAAACAAGUGUACCAAGUGCCAUUAAGCAAGGUGUUACCUCUGAUGCCCUAAUGACCGAACAGAUGACCUCCAGAGGCUUGAAAGGAUAUGCUUCAGAUUCACCGUACCCAUCUGGACCUGUGGCAGGAUAUACUUCUAAGUCUGGACUUAAAGGGUUAGAUAGCUGUAAACUUGGUGCAUUUCUUCGAACGUUUGAUGACAAACUGAAGGCUCCUGGAAAUCCUGAGAAUACUGGGACUCCAGACAUAAUCCUACCAGACCCACAGAAUACUGGGACUCAAGAUAUGAUCCUACCAGACCCACAGAAUACUGGGACUCCAAGACAUGAUCCUACCAGACCCACAGAAUACUGAGACUCAUAACAUGAUCCUACCAGAACCACAGAAUACAGGGACUCAAGAUAUGAUCCUACCAGAACCACAGAAUACAGGGACUCAAGAUAUGAUCCUACCAGACCCACAGAAUACUGGGACUCCAGACAUGAUCCUACCAGACCCACAGAAUACUGGGACUCCAGACAUGAUCCUACCAGACCCACAGAAUACUGGGACUCCAGACAUGAUCCUACCAGACCCACAGAAUACAGGGACUCCAGACAUGAUCCUACCAGACCCACAGAAUACUGAGACUCAAGAUAUGAUCCUACCAGACCCACAGAAUACUGGGACUCCAGACAUGAUCCUACCAGACCCACAGAAUACUGAGACUGCAAACAUGGUCCUAGUAGACCUGUGGAAUACUGGGACUCCAGACAUGAUCCUACCAGAACCACAGAAUACUGAGACUCAUAACAUGAUCCUACCAGACCCACAGAAUACUGGGACUCAAGACAUGAUCCUACCAGAACCACAGAAUACAGGGACUCAAGAUAUGAUCCUACCAGAACCACGGAAUACUGAGACUCCAGAUACGAUCCUAGCAGAACCGCGGAAUACUGAGACACCAGACAUGAUGCUAGCGGAACCACGGAAAUCUGAGAUUCAUAACAUGAUCCUAGCAGAACCGUGGAAUACUGAGGCUCCAAACAUGAUCCUAGCAGAACCGCAGAAUAUUGAGACUCCAGCUGAACCACUGAACACUGGCCAUCCAGAAAUGAUUCCAUCACGAGUACAGAACUGGAAGACUCCAGCAAUGAUCCCAUCUGGAUUACAGAACUGGAACACCCCAGACAUGAUCUCAGCUAUAUCAAGGAUUAGGGAGAAUCUGGAACUGAUUCCAGCUGCACCAAAGAACCGAAAGACUCAGGAACUGGUUCCAGCUGGGUCAGAGGACCGAAAGACUCGGAAACUGGUUCCAGCUGGGUCAGAGGACCGAAAGACUCGAGAACUGGUUCCAGCUGGGUCAGAGGACCGAAAGACUCGAGAACUAGUUCCAGCUGGACAAGAGAACCGGAGGACUCUAGAACUGGUUCCAGCUGGGUCAGAGGACCGAAAGACUCGAGAACUAGUUCCAGCUGGACAAGAGAACCGGAGGACUCUAGAACUGAUUCCAGCUGAACCACAAAGCAGCAAGACUCCAGAAAGUAACCCCAAAGGAAGCCAACGCAACUGCUGCAUCUGUUAAAGAUGAAAGGGAUUUUAUCAUGUCAGUUAGCUCAGAGAAUAUGAAUAUUUUGUACAUUAAGAGUUACCACUAACACACAAGAGAAUUUAACUGGUAAUAAUGUUUAAUUACAAAAUAUAUAUUGCAGUAAAUGUCAAUAGAAAAAUGAAAGGAGAUGAUUAAAUGAAAAUACACCGCUUA
Molecule: messenger RNA, 2267 nt
Organism: Haliotis rubra (blacklip abalone)
Lineage: Eukaryota; Metazoa; Mollusca; Gastropoda; Lepetellida; Haliotidae
Product: periaxin-like
Exons: 2
Coding region: 849-2087 (412 amino acids)
Source: RefSeq, a predicted model, not a curated record